AUGGAUUGUCAAAAUGUAGUUAACUCUCUUAAAAAUGCCAACUCCUCUGUUCACUGGUUGAAUCAAGGAAUUGUACAGGAAAUAAGGCAUUUAGUUUCUACUAUGAACUAUUAUGAUGUAAGAUAUGUUAAAAUAACAACAAAUAAGGCUGCUCAUGUUAUAGCUGACGAUGCAAGAACUGAUAUGUCCUCUUUUGAAUUUUGGUGUAACAUCCCAGAUAAAUACAGGAAAAUUAUAAGGGAUGAAUGGACUAUCGGACAUGUUAUUGCUACUCGGAGAAGCAACAGAUUGGCAAACAGAAGAGGAACCAGAGGUGAAGCUGAAACUUCAGCUGAUGGAGAAAGAAGAGGCAAGGAGACUGGAAGAACGAAGAGAAAGGUGAAGGAAUCUAGAAAUGAGAGAAAUCUAGAACAAGAAGUACAGAGAUAUGAUGGUAGAAGAGGAAGUACUUCAGAACGCGAAAUCCAGAGAUGUAGGAGAGAAACCAGCUUGGAGCGAGAUGCAAGAAGAUCUUUAGAAAGAAGUAUAGUAGAACAAAGAACAUCAGAGGUAGCCAAACAAAGGGAAAAAGAGCAGACUGACGCAAACCAAACCAUACUACGACAGCUUGAAGAACUAAAAGCAUCAAUGAAAAACAAUAACAAGCAAGGGGGGAAAAUGAAGUUGGCAGAAGCCAUAGAGGAAGCAGAGAGAUCGCCAUUUUCUCGCGAGAUAUUACAAGCACCUAUCCUCGCAAAGUGUGCUCUUCCAACAUUUUCCAGCAUCUUCGACGGGACAGGAAGUACAGUACAACAUAUGAAAGCCUAUAAUCUCACACUAAUGUCAUGGGCCCAGCAUCAGGCGGUGUUGUGCAAAUAUUUUCCAUCCAGUCUGACUGGAGAAGCUUCAUUAUGGUUCGAUAAUUUAUGCGAAGGAUCGGUGACUUCAUUCGCGCAAAUGCAAAGGUUUUUCUUAGGAAACUACAUAACCAGCAACCGGGCCAAAGCAGGGAUUGAACAUGCUUUUAACCUAAAGAAAGCGCAUGGAGAAAUUCUAUGA
Messenger RNA from Papaver somniferum (opium poppy), 1038 nucleotides. RefSeq lists its product as uncharacterized. The record is from RefSeq and is a predicted model, not a curated record. NCBI's taxonomy places the organism in Eukaryota, Viridiplantae, Streptophyta, Magnoliopsida, Ranunculales, Papaveraceae. The transcript is spliced from 3 exons. The coding region runs from base 1 to 1038 and encodes 345 amino acids.